Messenger RNA from Drosophila albomicans, 1256 nucleotides. RefSeq names its product nuclear migration protein nudC (gene nudC). Lineage: Eukaryota; Metazoa; Arthropoda; Insecta; Diptera; Drosophilidae. Bases 119 to 1120 code for a protein of 333 amino acids. Gene Ontology annotation, biological process: protein folding. Gene Ontology annotation, cellular component: cytoplasm. The record is from RefSeq and is a predicted model, not a curated record. The transcript is spliced from 5 exons.
CUACGGUCACACUGUUAGUCACCGGCACACAAGUCAAUUCAGAACCGAAUUCAGAAUUCCGAAUUUUCUAGAAUUUUAAUAGAAGUAACAAUAGAAUUUCGCUGUUAAUACUAUUAUAAUGUCUGCAAACGAGACACAAUUCGACAACAUAUUGCUGGCGCUGGCCGAAAAGCACACAGGCGGAGUGCCCGACUUUCUGCAAACAUUGGCGAGUUUUUUGCGCCGCAAAACCGAUUUCUACACGGGCGCCAAGCAGGCAGAAUGGGAGAAGAUGCUGCUCGACAUAUUCCGCAAGGAGUCCAAAAUUGCCAUGGCUGCCCACGAGGAGAAGGUGAAAGUACGCGAAGCAGCGCAGCGCAUGAAGGAGGAAAAGGAGCGCGCAGAGCGUGAGGCGCGUCAAAAGGAAAUGGAUGACAACAAAAUAUGUGAUAUAACCGACGAAGAAGCCGCUGCCAUCAUCAAAGAGCAGGAAGACAAAAAGCGACAACAGCUUCUGGAUGGCGCUGGAGACUCCAAACAGGUGAGCGCCACCAACGAGGAGGUGUCCAAGCCCAUUGAGAAGGCGGAGGAUGAUAGCGAAAAGGAUGAAGUGGGCAAAUUGCAGCCAAACUCGGGCAACGGUUGCACCCUCGACAAAUACAUGUGGACACAAACGUUGCAGGAGGUGGAGCUGAAGAUUCCCUUCAACGUGACAUUCGCUUUGCGUGCUCGCGACAUUGUGGUCAACAUUGGCAAGAAAUCAUUGAAAGUGGGCCUCAAAGGUCAAGAGCCCAUCAUCGAUGGCGAGCUCUGCGCCGAGGUCAAGCAGGAUGAAUCGGUUUGGGUGCUGCAAGAUAGCAAAACGGUGCUCAUCACCCUCGAGAAGAUUGGCAAAAUGAAUUGGUGGAAUCGUCUGGUUACCACCGACCCAGAGAUAUCAACACGCAAAAUCAAUCCAGAGCCAUCGAAGCUCUCCGAUCUGGAUGGCGAAACUCGCAGCAUGGUUGAGAAAAUGAUGUUCGAUCAGCGCCAGAAGGAGAUGGGUCUGCCCACCAGUGAUGAUCGCAAGAAGCAGGACAUACUCGAAAAGUUCAAGCAGCAGCAUCCCGAAAUGGAUUUCUCCAAGUGCAAGUUCAACUAGAAGAAGAAGCAGCAGAACUUUUCUACGUAUUCCAUAGAUUUUCCUCAACUUUCAGUAUAAAACACACACACACACAUCUACUCACGCACGCAUUUAAAAUGUGUAUCAGCAUUGCGAAUAAAUCAACUACAAUUUG